GGGGGCGGAGUCCAGAUGUGAGGCGGAGAUGCCACAAAGGUCUCGGGUUUCCGGGGAGGGGAGAGAUGGGGUGAAACCCCGCCUCGCCCAGUCCGGCCGAAGAGGCCCGUGUCGGGGAAAUCCCGGUCGGGGCGGGGCUCCCGGCUCCUCCCCUUGCCUCAGUUUCCCGUGGGGCGGGGUUUCCCAAGCGGCUGAGCCUCGCCCCCUCUUCCUCCUCUCCCCCUGCCCCUUGGCCCGGGGCCCAAACGCUCUCCCCGCCCUCGCCAGCGCCGCAGCCAAGGGCCCGGAACCGAAACUCCGCUGGUUUUUUCGGAGGAGAAGAAAGUCUGUGUCUGUGUAGGGGGCCGGAGGCGUCUGUCCAGGCUCCCUGCCGUCGGGGGGCCGAGGCGGCGGCGGUGCCCUCCACCCCCCGGCGGGCGCGAUGCGCCAGGGCGCGUUGCUGGUCCUGGCGCUCCUGGCCUACGCGGCCUACCUGGCGCUGGGCGCCCUGGUGGUCUCGGCCAUCGAGCGGCCGCACGAGGGGCGUCUGCGGGCCGAGCUGCGGGUCCUGAAGGGUGAACUUUUGGGCGGCAGCCCCUGCCUGGCCGAGCCGGCCCUGGAGCGCUUCCUGGAGCGGGUGCUGGCCGCCGGCCGGCACGGGGUGUCGGCCCUCCACAACGCUAGCGCCCCGUCCAGCUGGGACUUCGCCUCGGCCCUCUUCUUCUCCAGCACGCUGGUCACCACCGUGGGGUACGGCUACACCACCCCCCUCUCGGAUGGGGGCAAAGCCUUCUCCAUCUUCUUCGCCCUGGUCGGGGUGCCCUUCACCAUGCUGGUGUUCACCGCCACGGCUCAGCGGCUGUCGGCCCUCUGCACCGCGGCGCCCCUCACCCGCCUGCGCCUCCGCCUGGGCUGGGACCGGCGCCAGCUCGCCCGCUGCCACCUGGUGCUGCUGCUGCUGGCCGUGCUGACCCUCUUCUUCCUGGUGCCCGCCGCCGUCUUCGCUCACCUGGAGGAGGCCUGGACCUUCCUGGAUGCCUUCUACUUCUGCUUCAUCUCCCUGACCACCAUCGGGCUGGGGGACUACGUCCCGGGGGAGCAGUUCGGGCAGAAGAACCGGGCGCUGUACAAGGUUCUGGUGACCGCCUACCUGCUGCUGGGCCUCGUGGCCAUGGUGCUUGUGCUCCAGACCUUUCACAAGGUGGCCGACCUCCACGGCCUUACCGAGCUGGUGCUGCCGCCUGCCGCCGCCGAGGAAGAAGAGGAAGACGAUCGCGCGGGCAUCCUGGCUGCCGGUCCACCCAACUCUGCCUUCCCACCCGUCCAUGCCAACUACUCCAGCAUGGCCCGGUAGCCCCGGCUUGCCGCCCCCGGCCCCUGCUGGGCAGGGGCCGGCACCCUUCCUGGCCAGGACUGACCCUCUCCCGUGGCCUCGGCCCCUUCUCUGGUGCCCGACCCCUCAUGCCCGUGGAGACAUCAUUCAGAUUAUAUUUUUUUGUGGCAUUUCAAA
Ornithorhynchus anatinus (platypus) is the source of this 1489-nucleotide messenger RNA. RefSeq names its product potassium two pore domain channel subfamily K member 6 (gene KCNK6). The transcript is spliced from 3 exons. The record is from RefSeq and is a predicted model, not a curated record. Gene Ontology annotation, molecular function: potassium ion leak channel activity. Gene Ontology annotation, biological process: stabilization of membrane potential; potassium ion transmembrane transport. Lineage: Eukaryota; Metazoa; Chordata; Mammalia; Monotremata; Ornithorhynchidae. The coding region runs from base 422 to 1333 and encodes 303 amino acids. Gene Ontology annotation, cellular component: membrane.